Messenger RNA from Panicum virgatum (switchgrass), 1570 nucleotides. RefSeq names its product transcription factor MYB53-like. The transcript has 3 exons. The coding region runs from base 166 to 1221 and encodes 351 amino acids. The record is from RefSeq and is a predicted model, not a curated record. Lineage: Eukaryota; Viridiplantae; Streptophyta; Magnoliopsida; Poales; Poaceae.
AUCGAUCUGAAUCGAUCGGAUCCCACAGCCUAGCCUGCUGCAGGCCUCCCUCCGAUUUUGCUUUGCUUUGCUAAUUAAACGACUCAUCCCUCAUCAUCUUCCUCUCUUUCUCUCCAAAGCUAGCUAUAGCCUACACACCUACAGCAAGCAAGCAAGCAGCAAGCAAUGGGGCGGUCACCGUGCUGCGACCAGGACGCCGGCGUGAAGAAGGGGCCCUGGACGCCCGAGGAGGACAAGCUGCUGGUGGACUACAUCAAGGACAGCAAGGGCCACGGCAGCUGGCGCCGCCUCCCCAAGCUCGCCGGGCUCAACCGCUGCGGCAAGAGCUGCCGCCUCCGCUGGACCAACUACCUCCGCCCGGACAUCAAGCGCGGCCGCUUCACCGACGAGGAGGAGAAGCUCAUCAUCCACCUCCACUCAAUCCUCGGCAACAAGUGGUCUUCCAUCGCCACCAAGCUCCCCGGCCGGACGGACAACGAGAUAAAGAACUACUGGAACACGCACCUCCGCAAGAAGCUCCUGAGCAUGGGCAUCGACCCCGUCACGCACCGCCCGCGCACCGACCUCAGCCUCCUCGCCGGCAUCCCCAACCUGCUCACUGCCGCCGCCGCCGCGCAGCAGCCACCCAACACCUGCUGGGACAUCAACGCCCUCCGCCUCCAGGCCGACGCCGCCAAGUACCAGCUCCUCCAGGGCCUCCUCCGCGCGCUUUCCGCCCCUCCCGCCGUCGACCUCAUGGCCCUCCUUGCCGCCACCAAUAAUAAUGGAGGCGGGCUCGUCACCCAGCCCCAGCCCGCCGCCGGCGUUGACCACCAGCAGUACGACGGCCUGCUCAACCUGCCGGCCUUGACCAGCGUGCCGCCCGCGACGACGCUACCAGCAGCGAUGUCCUCCUCCUUCUCCGGGCUGCUCAGCAGCAGCUUCGGCGGCGCCGGGAGCGCUCUCGCCGGGGACGGCCUCAGCUCCACGGACCUCGGCCACAGCGGGAGCAGCAAUAUGACGGCAGCGAUGGCGCCGCCGCCGCCUUUGGUAGUGGCGGCCAAGGAAUGCAAUAAUGGCGGCGGCACAUCGACGCCUUGCGACGACACGCCGGCGUCGAGCCCGUUCGAGGGGCUGGAGAACAUCAACCUCGAUGACGAAUUCAACAGCGACAGUUGGAAGGACUUGCUAGAGCAAAUGUCAUGGUUGAACAACCCGAAUGAUCAGCAGCAGCUGAUGUGAGAAUAAUGAACAGAUGACAUAUAUCUUUCAUAUAUAGCAGAUGAAGUUGUUAAAAAGAUGCAUGGAUGCAUGGAGAGACGACAGUUCCUUUGAUUGGUUUCACACUUCGUCGGAGAUGUGAAUGAAGUUUGUUUGUUGAUAGGAAAAAAAGGUGGUUUGACUAUAUAUACCCACAGCUAGCGAUAUGUACAGAGAAAGAACGACAGAAAGACAUGCUGCACGUAUACUCACUUUCAAUGUUUUCAAUUUGUUUUUUUUUAGUUUUUUCCCCUCGUUUUGCCUUUGGCAAGGAGGAUGUGUGUAAUGAUUAGCUUGUGACGACAUAAACUAAACGAAGUUUCAUUUUCCA